CGCCCGCCGCCGGAGCCAGCUCCGCGCUCUGCCUGGCGCUCGCACGGGCUGCAGAGGGGUGGCGGGCAGUGCUGGGGGGCGGUGGGGGCCCUGCGCUCAGGGCCACCCCAGGGGUGCCCAGGCACUCGGCUCCCGGAGAAAGGAAGCAAAGAAAAUAGGCUACCCGAGUGGUCCUGGGGGUGAUCUCUCCCAGGAAAGCUCCGAGCGCCCGGGCAUCCUCUGCCUGGGGCUCCGCUGUGAAUGGUCUCUGGCAGCUGGAGGCAGCGGGCAGCGCCGCCUCUCUGCGGGCCUGGCCGGGGUCCUUUCCCCAAACGCGCCUGGCCCGGGCGGCUUUUGCGCUUCCGAGCCGAACCCCUGCUGCGCGGCGGCGGCCGGCUGGCCUCAGGCGCCCCGCUGCGCUGCUGGCGAAGUCCGCGCGUUCCCAGCUCCAGGGGCUCUGAGAGCGACAACCCCAAGGCAAGGGCGUUUGGAGAGCUGCGGAGGAGCCAGGGGCUUGGAGGAGCGAGACAUGCAUUUUCAGCUGCGUCUGAAAAGGGGAGAGUUCCCUGUCACCAUCAGGGAAGCAACAGCCCUGACAUGUGACUGCAAUUGAGUAGCAGGGCAGAGGCCUGGGGGGGGGGGUCCCUGGAUGGAUGGCUUAGAAUAUACUAAAAAGCCAAUAUUUUCCUUGGGGAAUUCAGGGGCCAGCUGGUGCCGGUGACAGUGACCUGGAGCAAGGGAGUCGGAAGACAGUUGUAGGAAGCAAGAGGGACUUUCCUGGGGACUGACUUGGACUGCCGACAGGAGGCUCCUGCCACACCUGGUCCCUGCCGUGCUCUUCGGGGCGCUGGGGGAAGGGCCUCCACCCAGGGGAGCAGGCCGGGGAGCAGGGGCAGCUCCUGGACUCUGGCGGCCCCUAAUCCCUGCUCGGAACUUGAGGGUGUCACAGCCCCGCAUGUGCUGUCCCUCAGGAAGAUGAGGACUCUGAACACCUCCACCAUGGACCGGGCCGGGCUGGUGGUGCAGAGGGACUUCUCCUUCCGCAUCCUGACGGCCUGUUUCCUGUCACUGCUCAUCCUGUCCACCCUCCUGGGCAACACGCUGGUCUGCGCUGCUGUCAUCAGGUUCCGGCACCUGCGUUCCAAGGUGACCAACUUCUUCGUCAUCUCCUUGGCUGUGUCGGAUCUCUUAGUGGCCGUCUUGGUCAUGCCCUGGAAGGCAGUGGCUGAGAUUGCUGGCUUCUGGCCCUUUGGGUCCUUCUGUAACAUCUGGGUGGCCUUUGACAUCAUGUGCUCCACGGCGUCCAUCCUCAACCUCUGUGUGAUCAGUGUGGACAGGUACUGGGCUAUCUCCAGCCCCUUCCGGUAUGAGAGGAAGAUGACGCCCAAGGCAGCCUUCAUCCUGAUCAGCGUGGCGUGGACCUUGUCUGUCCUCAUCUCCUUCAUCCCAGUGCAGCUCAGCUGGCACAAGGCAAAACCCACCGGUCCCUCCGACGGGAAUGCCACAUCCCCGGGCGAGACCGUAGACAACUGUGACUCGAGCCUGAGCAGGACAUAUGCCAUUUCAUCCUCCCUAAUCAGCUUCUACAUCCCUGUGGCCAUCAUGCUUGUCACCUACACCAGGAUCUACAGGAUCGCCCAGAAACAAAUUCGGCGCAUCUCUGCCCUGGAGAGGGCAGCAGUCCAUGCCAAGAACUGCCAGACCGCCACAGGUAAUGGGAAACCUGUCGAGUGCUCUCAGCCCGAAAGCUCUUUUAAGAUGUCCUUCAAAAGAGAGACCAAAGUUCUGAAGACUCUGUCUGUGAUCAUGGGGGUGUUCGUGUGCUGUUGGCUGCCUUUCUUCAUCUUGAACUGCAUCUUGCCCUUCUGCGGGUCCGGGGAGACCCAGCCCUUCUGCAUCGAUUCCAUCACCUUCGACGUGUUUGUGUGGUUUGGGUGGGCCAAUUCCUCCUUGAACCCCAUCAUUUACGCCUUUAAUGCUGAUUUUCGGAAGGCGUUUUCUACCCUCUUGGGAUGCUACAGGCUUUGCCCUGCGACGAAUAACGCCAUAGAGACAGUUAGCAUCAACAACAACGGGGCUGUGGUGUUUUCCAGCCACCACGAGCCCAGAGGCUCCAUCUCCAAGGAGUGCAAUCUGGUUUACCUGAUCCCGCAUGCCGUGGGCUCCUCUGAGGACCUGAAAAAGGAGGAGGCAGGUGGAAUAGCCAAACCCUUGGAGAAGCUGUCCCCGGCCCUGUCGGUCAUACUGGACUAUGACACUGAUGUCUCCUUAGAGAAGAUCCAGCCCCUCGCGCAGAAUGGACAGCACCCAACCUGAGCUGCUGCAUGCUCCUGCCCACCCCCAAAGCUGCAGCAGGUUUGUCUGGGGCUUGCUGUUAAGAAACUAAGGCAUGGCGAGACUCUGGGUGUCAGGCCAGCCUUCUGCUGCUUUCCAACAUGCAGCUAUAUUUUCAGAUACAUCCUAGUGUGUUUUCUGUGUUGUUCACGGUCAAGCAAACAGGGACACUACAAACAUGGGAAGCUAUGAGGGACAUGUCAUUGCCUCCCAAAUUGCUUUUAGAAAUUUAUUCUUAUCUUAGGACUUUAAAAAGAGGGCAAAGAAUCAGCAAUGAGCAGCUUCACUUGAAAAAAAAAUCAAACCUUUCUGGGAAGGAAAUGAGAAGGGUUGAGUUUGCUGUAUACAAACAGGUGCUAACACGGUCCCAAGCAAAGUUUCCAUAUUGUAAAGGUAGGUGCAUGCCUUCAUAAAUUAUUUCUAAAGAAUAAUUGAGGCUUACAGUAGGAAUGGGAUUUUUUUUUUCUUUCAGAAUUGAGAGAUGCUUUGUUGAUACUGGUUUUAUUUAUUUGUUGUAUUAUAUGUAUAUUUUUAAUUUAUUAUAAUAAUAAUAUAUUUAUCAUAUUUAAUAGGAUAAACUAAUGAGUCAUCUGAGACCUUACAACCACAUUUUUGUCCAUGUAACUAGAACUUUGUAAGCCAGUGAAACAAACACCCUGACUCUGAGAGAUUCUAAAUGAUCAUGUGCAACUUCUAGAAACAUAGCAAAGACUGAUCCCUUAAAAUUUACUGACACAAACAAAUGUGAGGUGAGAACUGAUGAAGCUGUGAAUGCUUCUUCUUUCUAAGAAGAUUUUGAAAAAAAAAAUCUAAAAAAGUUGGUUACUAUGAUGUUCAGAAUUUCUUAAACGGCAAAAACUUUCCCAGAGGGAUUUGUAGCUCUGUAAAUAUCUUAAAUAAAAGCCAGCUGAAAAGAGUCCAACUUUAAAUCUAUGAUCUUAAGUGGCAAUGAAAAGUAUAUGCCACUUUGUAUUUAUGUAAAAUAAUUGGCUCCCUUCUGUCUUUUCUCAUUUCAUGUGUCAGAUAGCUUUUCUGAAAAGCAAGCAAAUGGCUUUGCUGGAUAGAGAUGUGGAAGGUAGCAGCCCCACUGACACACAGAGCUCAAACCUCUGUCUUACCAGGUCAAAACAAGCCAGUCAGUGGGGCUGCUUCUUGUAGUGCUUUAAUCCGAACUUAGAACUGAAUUUUUUAAAAAGUCUUCAAAUGUUAGUGGUAUAUUAAUUGCCUCCCUAGCAUCCUUGAGUGGAGGAAAAAGGAGAACCCUUCUCUUUGGGUGUGUUAAGCACUCCGAAGCCGUCAGCAUCUCUUCUGACAAAUGCUCUUCCUUUCUCUGUGCUUUGGAUUCAGGUCCCUGUGUCAUUCAUUGCCUGGACUGUAAAAAGUAGCGUUAGCCUUCUUUGCAGAUGCUAACUCAUGUGGGGCAUUUCGAGAGUUUCUCUGAAAUGUCUACAAAGUAUUCUUCUUGAUAAGCAACUUAGUUAACAUUCAGAUGAAAUCAGUAAAAAGAAAAAAAAAAAUCUAUUGAAAAAUAUCUCCUGCAUCAGGUCUGUGUAAUUUAUGUAUUGUGAAUGUUUUCUUAAUUUUAUUGGCUGUAUGCUUUCUUACAUAUAAUAAAACUAUUUUGUGAACUCAAAUCAACCCCGAAUGAGCUCCGUUGCUUUUGCUAAAUGUGCUUUAAAAACUAGGAUGUUUCAGAUCUACAAGGAAGAAAAACAUAGGGAUUUUCAAGUAUACAUUCCUUUUUUUAAAAAAAAAAAAAAUGGAAAUUUCUUCUUGUCAUGUGUGCCAUGGGUUGCCUUUGACUAUUUAAACAGAAAAUGUUUUCUGAUUUGGGGUAUAUACCCGCUUUUUUUCUUCUGUCUUAACAUUGUUUUUGACAAAGAAAUCUCUCUUCACUUGAGGAAUGACUCUACUUUUCAUUUCAUGAUUUGAAAGCUUUCUAAAGUCUCUGCUUUUUCUGUCGAAGAACCUAUUUCAAAUAAAAUGAAAAUUUCAGAAAAGACUGUGGCUUUCUUUGGGGGUUGUGGGACUUACAGCCGGUGGCAACUAUUAUACGUGUUGUGUUCAUUUUAAAAGUAAAAUAAAACGGGAUGUUUUUUUUCCUGGAGAAAAUCUACAGGUUGUGCUGCUGGGCUUAUGGAAAUGUCCCACAAGGCACAUCCUAGGUCCAGCGGAGGCUACUUAGUUAACGUGCUGUGCUAAGUCAUUUUUUUCUCACCCUGGUGAAGGAGAAUGACUGAGUAGCAGGUGAUGGAGAAAUUAAGGGUGAAGUUUAUAACUUGGAAGAUCACACGACAGAUGGUGUCUUUUUAAAUCCCGUACUUGCCUUCCCCGGGCUGUGGCAUAUAAUGAACACAUCUAGAACGAGCACCCAUGAAGCGUGAUGCCUUUUCUUUCUGUUUCAUAACUUUCUGGAUAUCUUUAUUCUUCGAAAUCUAAUUUUGUUCAUAAAUUAAGAGUCUCAGCAACAUCAAGCUACAAUGCUCAGUCCGGUUUGUCAUUGUCUGGCUAAUAAAACGUGACAGAAAAGCUUUUGUCAUUUAUUUCAGUGGCAAAAGAGUAAGAAAACGAAUGACAUGUCUAGAAAUUAUGUUAAAUAAUUGUAACAUUCAAUACGCUUUGAACGAGACUGUACUUCGGGAUUCCUGGCAUAUUUGAUUGAGAAACAGCGUCUUUAUGGAAUGUUAAUUUUGCUGAAUCUUUCGGAGAAUUUGAUAUUACAACUGUAAAAGCGAAAGUGCAAUGAAAUGACUUUCAUUUUUAACCAUAGCGAUGAGCCUUAAUAAUGCUAAAUCUAUGUGAGACCCCUUAACAGAGAGAAAAACAGUUUAAAAGAGAUGUUCUUUUCCCUUCUCCAUCUUCCCACCUCUCCUAAUCAAAUAUAUGCACAGCUUUCUGGUGACUGACACAGCAGGAAGUCUUUUGGGAGGGGACUGGGCACUGGGCUUCCAUCAGGAGUUUUUGGGUUUAUUUAGGAAAGUAGCUGCUUUCUCUUGGGAUCUAAGGAGUGGAGCUCUCUGAGUCUGGGUUCAAUGUCAUCGCUUUUGGGAGUGGUCACCCCCAAAAGCAAAUCUAUGUGUCAUCCAACGUCCGUGACUUUCUGAAGUCUCCAAUCUUUGGGUCCCCACAUGCUUUCUUCCCGGGCCUGCUCCGGGGGCGGGGUGGGGGUCUCAGUCCCGGCCCCCACUUGGAGACCGGCCCACAGUUGGAGACCUGCAAUGCAGAAAGCGCAGGCUUAGUUUCAGAGAGAGGAGGGCUCACAUCGCAGCUGAGGCUUUUGGCCUGCGUGAGGAUAAACA
Molecule: messenger RNA, 5612 nt
Organism: Microcebus murinus (gray mouse lemur)
Lineage: Eukaryota; Metazoa; Chordata; Mammalia; Primates; Cheirogaleidae
Gene: DRD1
Product: dopamine receptor D1
Biological process (GO): G protein-coupled dopamine receptor signaling pathway; adenylate cyclase-activating adrenergic receptor signaling pathway; positive regulation of MAPK cascade
Cellular component (GO): plasma membrane
Molecular function (GO): dopamine neurotransmitter receptor activity, coupled via Gs; G protein-coupled receptor activity
Source: RefSeq, a predicted model, not a curated record